Messenger RNA from Tripterygium wilfordii, 1983 nucleotides. RefSeq lists its product as uncharacterized. The transcript has 3 exons. The record is from RefSeq and is a predicted model, not a curated record. Lineage: Eukaryota; Viridiplantae; Streptophyta; Magnoliopsida; Celastrales; Celastraceae. The coding region runs from base 1 to 1983 and encodes 660 amino acids.
AUGGCUGAUACCAGUGAGGUCACUAACAACCAGCUGUUGGAACUCAUGCAAGCCAUGAGAGAAGACAUGUCAAAGAACAAACAGCAAACGGAUGCGCGGUUAGAAUCAAUGUCAGUCGAUAACGCAGCACUCCGCGAAGAGGUUUCGCAGCUGAGAAGCCAAAGCACUUCCCAAGGCCAUGAUCCUACUUCAGGUCCUGCGACAGAAGAAAUUCAGCAAAAUGUUAACAGGGAUGCCCUUGUAGAUUUGACCGGUUCUCCAAGAAGUAGGCUCCCACAGCCACCAUGUUUUCCUGCUGCACCUUUCGCGGGACCCACUAUCGCUUCAGUCGCCCAAGCGACGAUGGCCAAGCAGAUCAUCGAACUGCGGGGAGAUAUAGAUAAAUUGACUAAAGCACCUCCUGCUUUGGCCAAAAUUAAUGCCAAUUGCUAUACAGGGUCACCAUUUGUGGACAAUAUAUACCAAAUGGAUCUGCCUCACAAGUUCAGCGUCCCAAGCAUGAAGUUAUAUAAUGGGACUGAUGACCCCGAGGAUCACGUGGCUCACUACAAAUUAAAGAUGGGUGCUAUCGCCAUACCGUACGGCAUGCAUGAGACGUGCAUGUGCAAAGGUUUCGGGUCGACUCUUACCGGUCCGGCUCUGCGUUGGUACAUUAAUUUACCCAACGGUAGUAUUGCUUCUUUCGAGAAGCUAAUCGAGGCGUUCAUGGUGCAAUUCUCGAGUAGUCGGAAGAUUCAUAAGUGCUCUGAUGAUUUAUACCGACUGCCCCAACGAGUGGGAGAAUCCCUUCGUGACUUCCUGUCAAGAUUCAAUACAGAGAAAGUAUCCAUACCCCAUUGUGACCCAGGAACAACUAUUCAAGCGCUCCGGAGUUGUUUACUCCCAGAUGGGGAGUUUUAUGAAGAGCUCACUAAAUGUGAUGAUGCGAGGAGAAAGCCAGUUAAUCCUCCUAAGGAAGAGAAACGAGAGGACAAACGUCCUAGGAAGGAUCAAUCCACCUUUGGCGAGCCUAGCAGUAACUGGCGCUCCCGCAAGUCUGGAGCUUCAGAUUAUGCAAAGAACUGUCCAGAGUACCCUCUUAAGAUACACCAAGUCGAGGCUGUACAAGUCUUGAAGAAGAUGGGCAGCGAGGUGAAGUGGCCGCCUAAGAAAGAGACUGAAGGAUGGAAAGACCCCAAGAAGUGGUGUGACUUUCAUCAGGACAUUGGCCACACUACUCCUGAUUGCAGAUGCCUUAGAUACGAAGUGGAUUACCUGUUGAAAAGAGGUCACCUCAGAGAGUUGCUCUCUGAGGGCGGUAGAGCAAUCUGGGAAAAGAGGAAAGUCGAUGACCCAAAAGCAUUGCCACCGCCGCCACCAGUUACUCAAACUUACUGUGUGAUUUCUGGGGGAUCAGAGAUCAGUGGAUUGUCCCACACUUCUGCCAAGAAGCACGAGAAGGAAGCAGCAAACCCCGCUGCUAGAAUGGCACGAUCCCUUGGAACUUUCACUAACCAGGUGAUGGUCUUCACGGACGAUGAAGCUACCCAACUGUUACAUCCGCACCAUGAUGCUUUGGUGCUCACGCUUCAGGUUGCAAACAUUAACCUGAAGCGAAUUUUAAUUGACAAUGGGAGUUCCGCCAACGUGUUGUUCUUGGCUGCCUACAAAGGAAUGGGUCUAGAUGAGACCUUGAUAUUACGGAAGUCAACGGCUCUUAUCGGGUUCAAUGGUGAGGUGAGCCACUCGAUGGGAGAAGUUGUGUUACCCAUCUAUGCUCCAGGGUUGAACAAACAGACUCGGUUUUCCAUCGUAGAUUCACCUUCUGCUUAUAAUGCUAUUUUAGGACGACCUUGGUUGCAUUCGAUACGGGCCGUACCUUCCACGUAUCAUCAAAUCCUGCGUUAUCCCACCAAUAAUGGCGUUAAGGAGAUCUUGGGAGAUCAACACUCUUCUAGGAGUUGUUAUAAAACUACCAUGAGGAGCAAGGGAGAAUCUUCAUAG